This is a messenger RNA of Tricharina praecox, 466 nucleotides long. RefSeq lists its product as uncharacterized. Lineage: Eukaryota; Fungi; Ascomycota; Pezizomycetes; Pezizales; Pyronemataceae. The transcript has a single exon. The record is from RefSeq and is a predicted model, not a curated record. The coding region runs from base 67 to 309 and encodes 80 amino acids.
GGACGCAGGAGGACGUUGCUGCGGAGCGAGCGGCCGCGGUGGCGCUUCUUCGCCGCUGUCGAGGUGAUGGUGAUGGGGGGAGCGGUGUCGUCGUUAUUAUUAUUGUUGUUAGUAUUGUUGUUGUUGCCGUCGGAGGACGACGAUGAGGCGGACCGCUGGAUGCCGUGGCCGUUCACCGCCAUACCGUGGCUGUUGCCGGAUGCGGUGACAUUAGGAGGGAUCAUGCAUCAAGGUGUGCGGACAUGCGGUGGGCAGCGGGGGAGGUGGGCGGUCGUAGGCGGCGGAUGCGUAAGGAGGCGGGUAGCUUAGCCACGUGAAAGUCGUAGUGUUCGGGGGGGAAGAGGGAAAGCGCAAUUCGGGAGAUUGGUUAGGUAUAUGUGAUUGGCGACAGGAGACGCGGAUAUCUCAAUGUAUUGUCGUGUGUGUCGUGGCGAGAAAUUGUUGUGGAGCUCGAGGUGAAGCAGGU